AGGCAAGCAAUAAAGGCUGUUUAGAAAGUUGGCUUUCCUCCAAAGACCCAGCUGUUUUGUAUUCUGCCAUUAAUACUGGCAAGCUAGAGACCCCUGGGACUAUCCCAAGCAAGAACUGCAGUCUGCAGAUACCCAGGUUACACACACUGUUUGGUGUAGAAAACACAGGUGGUGAAGAUAAAUCAGCUUUGGGAUCUGUUAUCUGAAAACAUGCCAGGGAUGAUGGGACAGGCUGAGACUUAUUGAAAGUUGGUUUUCUUUGUAAACCUAGAAGGGCAAGGUGUAGUUAAUAUCUGCCAGAAGCCAGUGAGCUAUGCCACUGUCAAAACUCAUAACUGGAUCCUAGUAAGGAACAGGUCAUAGUCACAUUCAGAGUAACAAUGGUCCUUGGCUACUGUGGAGCCAGAGUCACCCAAUCAGCACUCUGCAGACAGAACUUUCAUUUGCAUGCUAUUGUCUAUAACUGGCCAUGCCGACAAAAGCCUGGUGACAUUUGAAGGCAGGAGCUUAAGGAGGGAAGAACAAUGGCUGCUAAACAGCAAGGCAAAAAGAAAGCCAGGGAUAUGAAGAGAAAGAAGGCCCAGAAGAAGCACCAACAAGCUAGACAGAAGCAGAAGAAGCUCCAACCUCGAAAACAGAAGAAGCACCAGCCUCGUCUUAAGCGUCAAGCCAAGCGGACAUCUGCCGCUAAGGCAGGGAGCAGUGAGCAGCAGUCAAAGAUCUGUUCCCCGAGGCUCUUUGCCUCCAAAAUACUGCGACAGAUGCCCAAGGUGCGUAUGGAGGCCAAGGCCAGGGGCCUGAUGAAGACCUUGUUGACGGACUUAUAUGACCACGUGGCGACCCAGGUGGAGACCUUGAGCCAAAGGGAUGAGCAGUCCAUCAUCAGCUGCACUGAUGUCCAAGCUGCCUUGAAGGAGGCCAUGGAAAAGGAGUUGGCCAAGCACACGGCCGAACAGUCCACCCCCAGCACCACUGAGUGCGCUUAGAGAAACACCCCUCCCCUUCUCCAACAGGUCAAGAAGGGAGAGGACCAAAGAUUGCCCUGAGAAGAUCCUAGUAAUACCCGAGAGACUUUAAAAUAUUUUGCUGCCUUAAUAAGUCCAAGGAAUCCUGCCAUUUACCACUUUGUAAGACAUGAGCUGACAUGGAAUGGAGAGAAUGGCCUUGAGAAAAAAAGAUGUGAAAGGUGUGGCUUCUGAAAAGAAGCACCAAACACUGUUGCUCCCAUUAAACAGGAUUUUAGCAGCUUUAUUCAGUUCUUCCAAUAAAUCAGGAUUUUAGCAGCUUUAUUCAAGUGUAUUUCAUUUUUUGUUUUUGUUGUACUCUGUGGAAAUUAACUUGGGUUCGGGUCAUGACUGCAAAUUUAGUUAUAUAAAAUGUUGCUUAACAGAAGCAUCUGGCACAUUGUGCUAAAUCAAUUUUUUUAAAAAAAAUAAAGUACAUUAAAAAUGUGGGGAAGGUAAAAUAAAUAAUAAGCAUGUGAAUUACAGAUUUACAUAAGACACUGCAUCACAAGUCUAAAACCUAGAACAAAGUUCUCACAAUACUGAAAAGAAAAACUAUAGUAUUGAAUUUGACCUAUUUGGAAUAGUAACUUUCAAAAUUUAGACAUUACAACAUUAUUCCAUAGUCUCAAAUACCAAGAUGUUGAAUCCUGUAAAAAAAAAUUUUUUUAAAGCCACUUGAGUUGCUAUUAAUCGAGAAGGGCCAUUUAUUCCAAAUUCUCUUUUUGUGCUUUAAAGAAGCUUUACACUCUAUCUCCCUGUCUUUUUUCAAAGUUAGGUGAAUCCAAUACAUUUACCAAUAACAAUUUUAUUUGACUUAUCAGACCUCUUGAAUUUCUCAGAGUAAUUAAACGACUGAAGUUCUAGCUAUAGCUAUAUAUAUUUUUAAAAAAACCCAAGCUUCGAACUAGAUUAGGAGGUAAA
Rhineura floridana is the source of this 1928-nucleotide messenger RNA. Its product is annotated as histone H2B.v3-like. The transcript has a single exon. Gene Ontology annotation, cellular component: nucleosome. Gene Ontology annotation, molecular function: protein heterodimerization activity; DNA binding; structural constituent of chromatin. NCBI's taxonomy places the organism in Eukaryota, Metazoa, Chordata, Lepidosauria, Squamata, Rhineuridae. Bases 525 to 986 code for a protein of 153 amino acids. The record is from RefSeq and is a predicted model, not a curated record.